GAACAAAGAAGAGGAGGCAGUCCUCUCGGCCGUCGGUCACGGGGUGGGCCAUGUGAACGACGCGGGCGACGGCCAUCUGAGCGAGCCUGAUCUGCAGCCUGUUCCAGGCUCCGGUGGGUGCCCGCCCUCGGCAGACGCGCCAGCGCGGUCCCGGGCCAGCAGCGGGCGAUGGUGGCUCUCGCUGGAAUCCUGGGCGCCUGGCUCACGCUGGCUGCGUGUUGUCGCGCCGCCACUACGGAGACCGAACUACCGAGGCCAGCAGGCGCCUGCGACGAGACCAGCUUGGCGGCCAGCCUGCGGGAGUGCGACGCCAAGUUUGGCCCAGCCAGCGCACACGACAUCGAGCUCAAGGCGAAGACGGUCUGCUCGGCAGUCGGCGAAUACAAGGCGUGCCUGCUGAAACUGACGCGAGUUAGUGGAUGCGGAGACGCUCCGCCACUCGCCAGACGACUGCAACGAAUGGAUAAGUUCGUGCAAGAGCAACUGCCCUGCGUUGCGCAUGCCAACGUGUCCUCACAACUCGUAAUGGAGGCACCUCUGGCGAAUCGAGACGCAUGUGCGAAACAUGAAGUGUGGAAUAAGCAGUUCCUGUGCGCCAGAAGCUUCCACGCCGAAGUGGAGGAGUUACAAGAGCACAGAGGCGAUCAGUCAAACGAAAUUUGCAGAGCUGUGGAGCGCUAUCGCAGCUGCCUGGACGCCGCGCUGCACGGCGAAUCCUGCGAUGAGGACGCCGAACUCGGGAGACACGCCAAGUACUUUCGCAACGUGCUCACCUUCAAGUACAGCGACCUCUGCCCCGCGGAGCUGGGGCUUCCUGCUCUAAAGCCCAGAGUAAAGGUUCUCCGAGCAAUGGGGGCCGCGAGUGGCAGCUCGGCGGAGCAGUCGUGUCAGGAGGAAAAGGCCACCAAGGAGUUCUUCGCCUGCGGCCUCCUCUUCAACGUCAUCGUGAGCAAAAGUUCGCCCAAGGAGAGGAUCUGCAAGGCGUACAAGAACAUGGAGAAGUGCACCAGGGACCUGCAGUGUGCGAACGCCGCGGCCACCUUCAACGUUCACUCCAUGCGUGUGAUGGAUGUGCUCCUGAGCCCGUACGACAAGUACUGCCGCGGCUUCGUGGGUUCGGACAUGAUGAACCGCACCGUGCCGCCACCACCCGCGCCCACGACCCCACCGGUAUGCGACGAGGAGCUGUACCUGCAGCAAUACUUCGAGUGCGGCCUCAUGUACAUGUUCGGCUUGCCCGGCGCGAACGAGACCGAGUUCAUGACUAACACGAGCCUUAUCUGCGCCCUCAUAGAUCGCCACAAGGUGUGCGUGGACAACGCCAGGAAGAUUAGCAACUGCCCAAAUGGCAUCCCCGUUCAAAAUAAUCUUGACUACUUCGACAACGAGCUUCGGAAGGCUCCGAAGGAGAAGUGCUCCGCCUUGGCGGCAAAGCGUAACGCGCGAAGACGAUUCCGGAGUAGUACGGUGCCGCGCUGCCACCUCCGCGAGUACGCUGGGACGUACUUCACGUGCGCCACGGUGUUCCUGGCGGCUACGUUUCCAGACCCGCCGGCGGUUGACGAACUCUGCAGGUUGCUCGCGGAGUUUAAGAAGUGCGUCGCGAGCCUCAUACCGUGCCGAACGGACAGCGACCUCACGCCGCGGCUCGACUUCUUCUCGUCAGUACUGACUGAGGGCUACGCGGAGAGCUGCAAAGGUCGCAACAUCAGCGGCUUUUGUGACAGGUUCAUUCUGCUCAAGGACUUCUUCUCCUGUGGCAUGACGUAUUACCAGGCACACGACGAGUUUGGCCGGUCGUAUCUUCUCACCAAGCAACACAGCUGCAAGCUCAUCGAAGAUUACGGCAAGUGCGUCUACGAAAAGGUGUUGAAGAACUCUUGCGAAGCGCUGAAGGAGCUCUUCAGCAACAUCAGAGACGUGCGCAACUACAUAGUCAAGGUGUUUAACAAGAAGCACAAGGUGUCCUGCUCCCUGCCAGCAGGUAUGCAAAGGCAACGCGGGCCCGUUCCCGCACGCCAGAGCUCGUGCGACGAGUUCGCAGCCGUGAGGAAGCUGCUGCUGUGCGGCGUCUCCUUCCACCGGAUGCUUCCAGCGUCCAGCCCUGCUCAGAAUGGUUCCUCGUCCUCGGAGUUGGCUAAAGUGGACGACGGGGAAACUGCAGCGCUGUGCCCGUUGGUGAAGGAGAUGAAGUACUGCAUGUACUCGGCUACCAAAGAUUCUGGGUGCGCGGAGUCGCUGUUCUUCAACACGGAGGUGUCCCUGCUCAGGAGACGACUGCUCGCGGAGUUCGAAGGCGUCUGCGAUGAUACGCUGCCUUGGAAUGAAAGCAGCACCGAUUCGACAAGGAAUCGUCAAGGAUGCGAGCUCAAGGAGUUCACCCAAGAGUGGGAGACGUGCGAGGCAGCCAGAGCUAACAAAGUGGCCCACAAGUAUCGAAAUGGCACAGGUCCACCAGGCAGGGCUACCAUGAGCGAACGUCCGCGAACUAGGUUUUGCAGCGACAUCUCUGGCUUCCUGCGGUGCCUGCGCGACUCGGCCGGCAGACACCACUGCCCGGCGCUGGCGCCCGGUGAAUCAAACUCGGGACACAACGAGCUGUUCGAGCGGCUCGGGUACAUGGCUUGUUCCUCAUCCGCCUGCUCGCCGCUGGGCAACCGUUGGGCUCUGAAGCUCGUGGUGUUAGCUGGCUCAGCGCGCUUCGUAGCGCGUCAACCCCCUGGCUGGCGGUAGCGUACAACGACCGGCGGCAAUAAAGAGAGACGCAGCAU
This is a messenger RNA of Dermacentor silvarum, 2771 nucleotides long. RefSeq lists its product as uncharacterized. The coding region runs from base 169 to 2733 and encodes 854 amino acids. The transcript is spliced from 17 exons. Lineage: Eukaryota; Metazoa; Arthropoda; Arachnida; Ixodida; Ixodidae. The record is from RefSeq and is a predicted model, not a curated record.